AUGCCAAUGAUGGUGCCCCUCUCAGUGGGAAAGUUUCUUGUGCAGGUUAUGAGGGCUGUGGUGUCCAUGAAGAUUGACAGCCCUGUAGGCAAGAUCACGAUAGCACGACCAAAAGCCCUGAAUGCUGUCAGCAUGGAGGCAAUGCAAGAGAUCGUGCAUGCAUCCCAUCAUCUGGAUCGUACAGAUGAUGUGAAAGCAAUCAUCAUUACUGGCGAAGGCAACAAAGCAUUUGCGGCCGGGGCUGACAUCAAGGAGAUGGCCUCCCAGCAGUACAGUGAGGCAUACAAGAGGCGCUUCAUGGAAGGGUGGAGGGAGUUGAGGGAUGUGCGCAAGCCCAUCAUUGCAGCGGUGAACGGCUAUGCGCUGGGGGGCGGCUGUGAAGUGGCCAUGAUGGCUGACAUCAUCAUCGCCAGUGAGAAUGCCUCCUUUGGGCAGCCAGAGGUGACGCUGGGAGUCAUUCCAGGCAUGGGAGGCACGCAGCGGCUGAUCAGAGAAGUGGGCAAGUCCCGUGCCAUGGAGAUGAUCUUGUGUGGCAGGAGGUUGAGUGCGGCAGAGGCAGAGCAAGCAGGGUUAGUCAGCAGGGUGGUCCCCCAGGACCAGCUGCUGCCAGAGGCUUACAGGCUGGCCGCCAAGCUUGGCGCCUUGUCGGCGCCUGUCAUUGCCAAAGCCAAGGACUGCGUCCACCGCGCAUAUGAGACCAGCCUCGCCGAAGGGCUGCGCUAUGAACAGCGCGAGUUUUGGUCCUGCUUUGCUCUGGAGGACCAGAAGGAGGGGAUGCGAGCCUUCCUUGAGAAACGGGAGCCACACUUCACUGACAGCUGAGGAGCAGAGGGGGAAAAAAUUUUGUGCCUGUAAUGGUUUGCUUGCCUGCAUGUGGUGCCAUCUGGCAUGUGCAGUAUUGUGCUAAUAGUUACUGCCUACCUUGCAAUUAUGUAGAUGUUUUUGAACUG
Messenger RNA from Coccomyxa subellipsoidea C-169, 950 nucleotides. Its product is annotated as enoyl-CoA hydratase. The transcript is spliced from 7 exons. Gene Ontology annotation, biological process: fatty acid beta-oxidation. The coding region runs from base 1 to 822 and encodes 273 amino acids. NCBI's taxonomy places the organism in Eukaryota, Viridiplantae, Chlorophyta, Trebouxiophyceae, Coccomyxaceae. The record is from RefSeq and is a predicted model, not a curated record. Gene Ontology annotation, molecular function: enoyl-CoA hydratase activity.